GACAUGACCCUACCUGCGGUCCUAUCAAAAGAGAGCCUCUCUUUUGGCUCCCAAUUGCUUUGCCACCACUCCACACCCGCAGAAUGGUCAUGCAAGGCGCUCGUUUGUCCAAGUUUGCCAACACGCAGCGGCCUGCGAAGGAAAGGAGCGUCUGUUAGAUGUUGUCCUUCACUUCAAGCUGCAAAUAGAGGUGCACGCUUCCUGAAGACUUCAGAAAGGGUGCAAGGCUCACGGAAGGUGGCGUGGGGCCAGCCAUCCGUGCCGUUGAGCUGGCAAACUUGUCAGCGGAGGGAACAUCAAAGAGACUCCCACUACAGUGCCAGUGCUUCCGGCCAGGAGUCUACUGUAGUCUCAGAAAGUGUUGAAGGAAAAGAUGGUGUAAAGGCCACACCUGAGCCGUACAAGGAUGGGCCAAUGGAUGUGCUUUUCUUCAAAGCCUUUAGGAGGGCCAUGGUCAGGGAGGCUGGCUGGGACUCCCCCGCCCCAGGAUAUGAUGGUCUCAUCGAGGUGGCUCGCAAGCUUGUGGCCAGGCACAAGUCCCGCGAGGAAACAGAAGAUGCCGCAGUGCGAAUACUGCAGUCCCUGUUUCCCCCUUUUCUUCUUCCCGCCUUUCGAAAGAUCAUCACACCGUUGGGAGACGGCCGGCCUGCAGCGGUGCUGACUGCCUGGGUCACGCAGUGGUCGUGCCAGUGGCUCAUGGGUCGGUGUCAACUGAACGACGUGCAACUCGCGGACGGCACCACUCAGUGGAGCGGCGUCCUCGUCGAGAAGUGCAAGUAUUUAGAGGAGAGCGGAUGCGCGGGGAUCUGCGUGCAUACGUGCAAGAUGCCCACUCAAGCUUUCAUGAAGAACGACAUGGGCAUCCCUCUUACGAUGGAGCCUAACUACGAGGACUACAGCUGUCAAUUCAACUUUGGCGUCGAGCCCCCAUCACGAGAGGUAGAUGAAGCGCUCAAAGUCGGCUGCUUAUCAAUAUGCCCAACUGCAAAAGCAUCGUCUGUUCUUGCCAAACAGUGCCCACAAGUUGCUGUACUUUGAUAGUAUACUUACACGCAGGUGAAUUCUGUGCGUUUAGUGACCCGAAGUGAGAAGAGGGCGCUCCGACGCUUUGACAGGCUUCAGGCUUGGAAUAAAAGUGCCAGAUCAUGCCUGGCCGUUGCUGUACUAGGCUAAGUCGGAGCCUGAGGCUCGUACGUCGUCAGCAUGAAAUUCACAGAGGGACGGGCACAACAGUUGCGCUUUGUGGGGCCCGCGGCGAGCCAUGCCCGGCAAGAGCUCUGCUGCACGCAAAGAUUCAAAUCACAGCUAAAUAUCGG
Klebsormidium nitens is the source of this 1316-nucleotide messenger RNA. Lineage: Eukaryota; Viridiplantae; Streptophyta; Klebsormidiophyceae; Klebsormidiales; Klebsormidiaceae. The record is from the annotation of a GenBank genome assembly.